Messenger RNA from Anoplophora glabripennis (Asian longhorned beetle), 1700 nucleotides. Its product is annotated as enolase-like. The record is from RefSeq and is a predicted model, not a curated record. Gene Ontology annotation, molecular function: phosphopyruvate hydratase activity; magnesium ion binding. The transcript has 5 exons. Bases 120 to 1421 code for a protein of 433 amino acids. Gene Ontology annotation, biological process: glycolytic process. Gene Ontology annotation, cellular component: phosphopyruvate hydratase complex. NCBI's taxonomy places the organism in Eukaryota, Metazoa, Arthropoda, Insecta, Coleoptera, Cerambycidae.
UGCAGGGGUUAAAUAAGUCACGUAACAACACCCAAGAUUUGACAUUUUGUCGAGUGCCGGUUGCGAACCAGUAUCUAAUAGAAUUUUUUGAUCACACAGUAUUGAUAAGUAUUUGUAAGAUGCCUAUCAAGAGCGUAUUUGCCCGAAACAUUUUCGACUCUCGUGGCAAUCCUACAGUAGAAGUAGAUCUCGUUACUGAUUUGGGACUUUUCCGUGCUGCUGUGCCAUCAGGAGCUAGCACCGGUAUUUAUGAGGCUUUGGAGCUCCGCGACAAUGUGAAAUCCGAAUACCAUGGCAAAGGUGUCCAGAAAGCCAUCGACAACAUCAAUAAGUGCAUCGCCCCGGAGCUCGUCAAGUCUGGCCUUGAGGUCACUCAACAGACCGAGAUUGAUGAGUUCAUGAUCAAGCUGGAUGGUACAGAAAACAAAUCCAAAUUGGGCGCUAACGCUAUUUUAGGUGUGUCACUUGCUGUGGCGAAAGCUGGCGCUGCCAAGAAGGGUCUUCCCCUUUACAAACAUUUGGCAGAACUGGCUGGAAAUAAUGACAUCAUUCUCCCAGUACCAGCCUUCAAUGUUAUCAAUGGCGGAUCUCAUGCUGGCAACAAACUCGCCAUGCAGGAAUUCAUGAUCCUUCCAACUGGCGCAUGCUCGUUCACCGAAGCUAUGAAAAUGGGCAGUGAAAUCUACCAUCACCUGAAGAAGGUCAUCAAGGACAAGUUUGGUCUUGAUGCCACUGCCGUGGGUGAUGAAGGUGGUUUUGCACCUAACAUCCUCAACAACAAGGAAGGCCUAGAGCUUAUCAAGGUCGCUAUUAAUAACGCUGGUUACACAGGCAAAGUCGAAAUCGGAAUGGACGUUGCUGCUUCCGAAUUCUUCAAGGAAGGCUCAUACGAUUUGGACUUCAAGAACCCCCAGUCCGACAAGAGCAAGUGGCUGACCCCCGAAAAGCUCCAGGGUCUCUACCAAGAAUUCAUCGCCGAGUACCCCAUCGUCUCCAUCGAAGAUCCCUUCGACCAAGACGACUGGGCCGCGUGGACCUCCAUGACCGCCGCCACCAAAAUCCAAAUCGUCGGCGACGACCUCACCGUCACAAACCCCAAGCGCAUCCAAACGGCUGUCGAAAAGAAAGCCUGUAACUGUCUGCUGCUGAAGGUCAACCAGAUCGGUACGGUUACCGAAUCCAUCAAGGCUCACCUGUUGGCCAAACAGAACGGCUGGGGCACCAUGGUCUCCCACAGGUCCGGGGAAACCGAGGAUACUUUCAUUGCCGACCUGGUUGUGGGACUGUCCACCGGUCAGAUCAAGACCGGCGCCCCCUGCAGGUCGGAACGUUUGGCCAAGUACAACCAGAUCUUGCGUAUCGAGGAGGAACUGGGCGCCAAGGCUAAGUAUGCCGGAAAGUCAUUCCGCAAGCCACAGUAAGCGAUUGCAUUGUGGGUUGCAUACUUGUAGGGCGUACUAGCUUACUCUGUAGUUUACACGGAAUUCAAAUCUGCCAGUCUGAUGUCUGUAAUGUUGUUCAUUCGUCGUGUAACCGAUAGGAUAUUUUUCCGAAUUGUAUUUGUGGAAUUUUUUUCAAGAGUAAGUCGGCCCUUUGUAGUGUAAGGCGCAAGGCAUGUAUGAUAUACAUAUAUAAUAUACUUUGUAUUAACUUUAUUAUUUAUGGUAUCAUGUAUAAGAAAUACACACAUUUUAGUGUUA